AUCUAGUCCAACAACUCUGUGAAAUGUGGAUGCACCCCCACCGCCUCGUGCCGUAACUUUCGCCGGCACACGCCGCCGUUCGCACUAACACGUACGUACGAGCGCGCGCGCUCGCGCUCCGCCGAGGUGGUAGUCCGUUUGGUGAGGGGGCAACGCCGACGUCCACCGGAAAGUCUUCGAACGAGGGUCGGUCGCGUGUCCCGCUGUCGGAGACAAUGGAACGCGACGAUAAGGAGUCCGUGGCUGCGAACGGCAGCGAUGACGUUGUGAGCGAGUUGUUGGGGGACGCGUCCGAGCGUCGGCGGGAGUCGCCCGUCAAGACGUCCACUCUGACGUUCGCCGAACUGCCCACCGAGGAUCCCCGGGAUAAGAAGUUUCGGUCGUGCACGCUCAAGUCCAGGAUCGCAGUGUUCAGGCGAACCCGUUCACUAAAUGCCCCGAGCCCGGUGUACCAGUUUGGACCAUGCGGCCGCAUCCUCAAGAACUCUGCCAUGGUCAUGACCAUCCAGGACCCCGCGGGCCAGCGGUUGACUUGGCACAAGCCCCCUCUAACGGUGCUGGUCAUCAAAAAGACCAUGGACGCCACCGUGGUGAAGCCCUUCAACGAGCUAGUCCACUGGCUCAUCUGGGUUAAAAACAUGGUCGUGUUCGUGGAGGACGCCAUCCUGGAAGACCCUUUCCUCAAAAACAACAAGGCCUUCCUCGAGGUCAAAGAGAAGCUAUGCACUUUCACCGAAGGCAGAGAUGAGCUCACAGACAGAAUAGACUUCAUCAUAUGUCUGGGCGGAGAUGGAACUCUACUUUAUGCUUCUUCACUCUUUCAGCAAAGCGUUCCUCCAGUCAUGGCGUUUCACAUGGGCUCACUGGGAUUCCUAACGCCGUUCGAGUUUGAAAACUUCCAGGAGAAGGUCACCAACGUCCUCGAAGGUCAUGCGGCCCUCACACUGCGAAGUCGGCUAAGAUGCACCAUCUACCGUAGCGAGAACGAUUCGAACGAUAAUAAUCUCUGCAACAAUUCUUCCUGUCUGGUGCUCAACGAGGUCGUGGUUGACCGAGGGCCAUCGCCGUAUUUAUCGAACAUUGACCUGUACUUGGACGGAAAACUUAUCACCACUGUACAAGGCGACGGGCUGAUCGUGUCCACUCCUACGGGCAGCACGGCGUACGCGGUGGCCGCGGGGGCGUCCAUGAUCCACCCCAGCGUUCCCGCCAUCAUGGUGACCCCCAUCUGCCCGCACUCGCUCUCCUUCCGAUCCAUCGUGGUGCCGGCGGGGGUGGAACUCAAGAUCAUGGUUUCACCCGAAGCACGAAGCUCAGUCUGGGCAUCUUUCGACGGUCGCCUACGCCAGGAACUUCACCAUGGAGAAUGCCUCAAGGUGACCACAUCUAUCUACCCGGUGCCUUCCAUCUGUGACCAAGACCAGAUAUCGGACUGGUUCGACAGCCUGGCUGAGUGCCUCCACUGGAACAUGCGCAAAAAGCAGAGGCAGCUUUCUGAAGCCACCGAGGCUGCAACGGACCCAAAUGAUGUCAAAGUUGACAAAUAGACCUUGUCGGUCGUCGUUGCCCCACCUCUCUUCUCAGCACGCUGUGCUGGGAAACACCACAUUCCAUGUAUUGGCAGUUGUCGCGUCUGUGCCUCUGUACAGCCCAGUACUCAAACAAUGUAAAGCAACGAGAGAGAGAGAGAAAGAAAGAAAAAAAAAGACGUCAGUCAUCAGAAUUAAAACUUUUCUCACAAUUAUAUAAACAACAAGCAGUGGUGUGUCAAGUUUCAAAACUUUAUCGAAAUGUACAAUGUACCAAGCAAUGGAUAAGAAAAGGGAGUGCCAGAAAAUGUACCAAAAAGUGAAGUGCCUAUCAUUGUUUGAUGCAUCACUGAGCACAAGCCGACAGUACUUUACUCGAGUAUCAGUCAAGGAGCACAAGCAUUCUCUUCCCUACUUGGUUCUCGUCAAUGCUAUGUUGAAGUGCAAACAGCCCUUGAAUACAGAAUGAUUACAAUGUUUUCAUGCACAGAAAGCAGUCUUAGGAGCAUCACAUUGAUUAUCAUUGAGGAUUACCUUCUCUGCAUGAUAUUUGGAUGUACUUCAGUGAGGCAUCAUCAUUAAUUGGCGUGGUUACUGUACUCAUGGUGGAACAUCCAAAAUGCAAACACAAUUGUAUCCAUAUGCUCGUGAAUAAUCACGGCAUUUGAAAUGUGCAGAGCAGAAGUGAAGGCUUUCUGCUCUUCUCUAACAAGAUAUCUUAAAAAAAAAAAAAAAACCUGCUGUAGUUAAUUUCUUUUUCUUUUUCAUUAUACAAGGUUUAAGUACCUUUUUUUGUACAGCUCCAGUCAGUUUUGCAAAUUCUCUUCUGAGCCAUUCUCUCUAAAGGUGAAUUUAGAUAGAAGUGCAAGUGAUCCUUGCAUGAAUAUCUGUGUUGAAUAUGCAUGCAUCUGCACAUUUGUUGCAGUUUUGGCACCUUAAAGAUCAUACUAGAAUCAAAUGACAUUACUGAUUUGAGAGUUUGUCCGGUAUGAUUGAAGCUCUUGGCAGCAUGCACUAAUGAACCGUAUAGAAACAAAUACCAUAAUGCAUUUCUUCUCAGUGAACAAGUUUUAAUACAAAAGAUAUCCCCAUUCUGCCUUUGUUGUAAAAAGAUAUUUGGUAGCGUUGGUGAAAUUAAAUAUUGGAAAUAAUUA
Molecule: messenger RNA, 2683 nt
Organism: Ixodes scapularis (black-legged tick)
Lineage: Eukaryota; Metazoa; Arthropoda; Arachnida; Ixodida; Ixodidae
Product: NAD kinase
Exons: 11
Coding region: 216-1547 (443 amino acids)
Biological process (GO): NADP+ biosynthetic process; NAD+ metabolic process
Molecular function (GO): NAD+ kinase activity
Source: RefSeq, a predicted model, not a curated record